This is a messenger RNA of Rhodofomes roseus, 2529 nucleotides long. RefSeq lists its product as uncharacterized. NCBI's taxonomy places the organism in Eukaryota, Fungi, Basidiomycota, Agaricomycetes, Polyporales, Fomitopsidaceae. The coding region runs from base 61 to 2529 and encodes 822 amino acids. The record is from RefSeq and is a predicted model, not a curated record. The transcript has a single exon.
ACCUCUCCAUCCUCGUUCAUAUUCCCCGCGCAGAACCAUAUUGACAACGUACCGCCAGACAUGACAGCCCCUGGAGCAGCACCAUCACAGGCGGGAUCGUCGACAGCGCUAGUGGCGUCGGCACCGUCUCGCAUCGCAAUGCCGCCACCUACCUCAAAGUAUUCGCCUCGGUUCGACGGGAAGCGUCUCCAAAGCUUCCUCAACGUUUACGAAAACCUCGCAAACGCGGCGAUGCUCACCGACUCCGAGAAGUGCCGGAUGGUACUCGAGUACUGCACGGAGGAGGUGAGUUUCAUGCUCUCCUGCAUGAGUGAGUUCGCAGGCAGCGAUUGGGAGGCGGCGAAGACACAGAUGCUCUUCUGCUUCGGCGAAGGCACGGUUAAGGACAAGGGGUCAGCUGACAAGCUUAGGGCGUACAUUAAGAAGUACAGGAAGACGCGCAAGAUCCGAAAUUUGGAAGGGUACUACAAGUACCUUCACGGAUUCCUCAAGUGCGCAGGGAACCAGAUCGAACUCGGCGGGAUCAAUUCAGCUGAGCACGAUUAUCUGUUCUUCAAAGGACUAAAUUCGCGUGUUAGGAAGGCGAUAGUGCCAAAGCUCGAGAAGCAGAUGGGGAAGACUCCCACGCACAAGGAGCCGGCAUCGUUCAAACUGUGCGCGGAGGAAGUCCGCAAGUACUUCGCUGAAAGUGACUACCGUAGGGACGCUGAUUCAUCCAGUUCCGAGUCAGAAGGUAGCGAGUCAGACUCAGAAGAAGAGUCGGACAGCGACUCUGACUCAUCGGACAGCGACAGUGAAGACGACAAGAAGAGAAAGAAGAAGAAGAAGAAGACGGAUAAGAAGGCAGACAAGAAGAAGAGCAAGAAGAAGGGUAAGCGAACGAAGGACAAGGACGACGUGGACGACCUCGUCGACCGACUCGAUAAGCUACUCGCCGCACGGCUCGUACCGGCUUCGACGAACUCGGCGACACAAGCGACGGCGUGCGCGGCUCAUCAGGGGACGCUAACGCCGCAAGCGACUACAUGCGCGGGCCACCAAGGGCAGCCUGCGCGGAUAUGCUACAUGUGUGCUAAAGAAGAGGGUAAGGACUUGGACCAUCGCAUCGGCAUGGGACACUGCGGCUUCACAAAGAAGUGGAUCGCAGACGGUACGAUCGUGUAUAGCCCGCAGGGCAGGCUAACGUACGCGGACGGUUCGGAUUUGCCGAACGGACGAGGUGUUGCCGGCGGCAUGUCCACACUAAUCCAGCAGCGGCUCGAUCAGAUCAAAGGGAAGGCUCGCGACGCGCCGCCGCACAUGUCGUGUAGCGCGAUCGAGGUGAUGCGCGACGACCAGCCAGUGCUAAGCGGUAACGUGUAUGCGGUAUCCUCCGAAGACGUUUACUCUUUCCCGGUCACUAGGUCGCAAGGGAAAACCCAAGCCCAAGAUCUGCCAGCUACGCCGCCAGCUGCGCUCAAGAAAGUCCGGUUCGACUUCAAGCACUCGGCCGCGGACGAGCAAGUAGGCGGGUCGACUCAUAAGUCACCCCCUCCCGUGCAAGUUCGGCAGCCGGCUGAGCCUACUCAGUUCACGAAGGACCGGGCGAAGGUAGCCGAAUCCUCGACGCCCGAACCGCCAAAGAUCAACACGGAGCAGGGAUGGCGAGAACGCGAAGCGCAGAAGAAGCAAGACCGGCGGGAAACUACAGGUGAUGCCGCUGGUCGCACGCGAACUGACCGAGCUAGCGUUCGUUUCACAUCGGACAUUCAGGACAUGGUAUCGGUUGACCAGGUCAUGGAUAAGACUCUGAACACGAUGAUGUCCAUUCCGCUCAAGACGCUAAUUGCUAUGUCACCAGAAAUGCAGAAACGGUUUGCAGCCAUAACAAAGACGCGGCGCGAAGUCUACGCGACCAUAGCCGAAGUAAGAGAGCUCGUGGACGAAGCUGAAGAAGGCGCAGGAACAUCGGAAAACCCGCGUGGCGCUGCGUCGGUUACGGUACGCGACGAAGAACACCUCGAGUCGAUCAUCGACAGCUACGCCGCAGCAAUCGCGCUUGGCAGCCGUCGACGAUUCGUGGCAAUGGCAUGCGGGCUCGUCCAGGGCAAGUUUGGUGACGAACCGGUAACGUACCUCAUCGACUCUGGUUCGGAAUUGAACCUGAUCGCUCAGCGCGUGUACGAGCGAGCUGGAGUAGACAUUGACACAGAUGGGUCGCGAUGGACGUUGAGGGGCAUUCAUGGAGCACCGGUGGCGCUGGUGGGAUGCUGCCGAGACGCGUCGGUCGUGAUCAAUGGGGAGCGGUUUGACCACCACUUCUUCGUGCAUCCGGGGGAGAUGGGGAGGCACGAUGGGAUCCUCGGCCAACCUUGGCUGCAGUGGUUUUCGGCACGACUCGAGUACGCGCGUAACGGGGGGCAGGAGCUGGUCGUGUUCCCUAGCGGAGACCCAGCUAGCGAUCCGAUGCGCGUCCGGAUAGUAGGGAUGGCCGAUCGCCGCAACGUGGACAAGCUAGUCCAGUCGGCAGAGGUCGCAACGGAUUUUUAG